CAUGUUUACUUCCUGUAUAAAUGGGAAGUAGGUAGAGCUGGAAGUCUGGAGGUGACCGAAUGGUAGAGAGAAUUACUUUGUUUUUUUUCCUUUAUGAAAACAACCCAAACAUAACAAAAAUAGUCGACUCACACGCUAAAGUGGAGAAUCAUUAAUUUUGUAGCAGUGAUAUACUGUCGCCAACAUGGGGGCUCACCUGGUGCGAAGCUACAUUACCGAACGGGACACGACGCCAGACCCCAGGAAGCCUUUCCAAAACGACCCGCAUUUCGGCUUCAAGGAAAGGAAAGAGAGAGUAAUGGUGGCCAGUCAGGAGCAGAUGAACCUGGCGAUGUUGCCCCUGGAACAGCGCGACUAUUGCGCUCACCACCUCCUCAAACUGAUGAAAUGCAAGAGGGACAACUUCCCCAACUUCCUGGCCUGCAAGCACGAGAGACACGAGUGGGACUACUGCGAACAUCAAGACUACGUGAUGCGGAUGAAAGAAUAUGAGCGAGAGAGAAGGCUCAACCUGAGGAAGAAGAGGAUUGAAGCGCAGGCAGCAUAGCCCUCCAUCUUCCUCUUCACCUCUUGUCAUCUCUGCCCUUUGUGUUUAUGUAAAUAAAGAAGCUCUCAACAAUAAAGAGUAUCUUGUGAGCCCAUCGA
This is a messenger RNA of Electrophorus electricus (electric eel), 645 nucleotides long. RefSeq names its product NADH:ubiquinone oxidoreductase subunit B7 (gene ndufb7). The record is from RefSeq and is a predicted model, not a curated record. Gene Ontology annotation, cellular component: respiratory chain complex I; mitochondrion. NCBI's taxonomy places the organism in Eukaryota, Metazoa, Chordata, Actinopteri, Gymnotiformes, Gymnotidae.